UAUUGCGCAGUUGGAAAAAUUACUGAGCAGGGACGCGGGACGUCGUCCACGAGAGGCAACUCGUGAGCGUUUACCGGCCAACGAGUUGGCUGAAUAACAAGGGGAUAUUAGAAAAGUGAAACAGAGAGAAAUAGAUAGAUAGACAAAACAUCCGAGCCAUGACGAACUCCGCGCCCAAGUUAGAUAACGCUAAGGUGGAUCGGCAGGCCUCACCGAAGGUCGGGUAUCAGUACCAGCACAACCAUCAUCAUAAUCGUUCCAACAGUAAAUCCUCGCCGUUCCUAUACAAAAACGGCCGCCACACGGUUAGAAAUGCUAAAGAUGGACGGCAAAGCUGCAGCCCGUACAACUCGUCGUCUAAGAGCGCGAGAAAUUCGCCACAACAGCAGCAGCAGCAGCAGCAUACACCGCAGCAGCAGCAGCAGCAGCUUACACCGCAGCAGCAGCAGCAACAACAACAACAACGUUGCGAGCAGCGCAGUCCGAGCAGUAGCCCGACCAACAACUUCUACGCGGGCGCCAAGUUCUCGGAAACACCAUCACCCGCGAGUGUGCCCAAACCGCCAAGUCAUUGGACGAGUAGAUUGAUGGACAGCUGCGGCCAAUCGGACAGCGCAAGCGAACACACGAAGCAAUUGCGUAUAGUGCUAAACGUCCAGGCCUGAUACCCAAAAACCAACGUAUAUACCAGCAACGCGCGAGGGGAGAAGCGGCGACCGUCAACAGCUCCGGAAGAAUCAGGUAUAAUAGGGAAUUAUCGUCGAUAAAAUCAUCGGCCGAAAAGACUGCGAGAAUAAGAGAGACGAUGAUACCGACGAUGAUGAGAAAAAAAUGUGAAGAUUAUGAUGACGACGAUGAUGGUGACACCGUGUACGGUUCAUAUACACACGGGUUUUCGAUUUUAUCGCGCGAGUGGAUACUCGUAAUCCGUUCUUUACUCUAAGAUACAUCCAGCAUACAAACUUCAAAUCGUAUUAUAUAUAAACUAUGCACCGCGGGGGGGGGGGAGAGGGCUGAUGACGCGAUGCAUCGGUGCGUCCCGAUGCCGCGAUCGAUGUGUGCGCGCGAGAGAUACAUUAUAUAUGUAUAUAUAUGCGUUCUGGAACUCCCAUCACGCGCCAUCAUUGUGACAAAAUGUAAGUAAUACUGUAUUUUAGAUUAUCGUAUACCGCUAAACUUACAAAAAGGAACACAAGGAGAGCCCCACGUACAUACAUAUAUAUAUUAUCUAUAACAUCCGACACACACAGAAAGAAAGAGUACAUCCUCAGUCUGACGAGACGACAGGCGCGGACGAGCGGAGUUACGCUUCGCGACUUUUUGUCAAACGAUGGACUUCAAUAUCGACGCGUUGAAAAAAAAAAAAAAAAAGAAGCGUCCGAUGAUUUUUUUCGUGACCGCUUUUUCCAAAGCGACUUUUGAAAGCUCGCGCUUCAUGCCGUUCUCGAGACAACAACCCGGUGUUCGAAUACGCGUUUUUAUUAUCCCCUCGUGCUCUAAUCGUCGACAUUAGAGACAAAGAUCCGUAGCACGGAGAUGCUGGACAAGCAAUUAUUUAAUAGCCGCCCGACUAAUGAUCGUUAUCAGUAUACUUCUUUAUUAACAGUUUCUUUCGCGAGCUUUAUCAUUUUGGUAUUAUGGAUUGUAAAAAGACAUGGCUUCGUAUAAGAGAUUUAUUUCAUGCAGCUUUUUUUUUUUAAUUUCCGUUUACUUUUCUUUUUCAUUUUUUUUUUGUUGGGAAUAUUUUUAUUUUCUUGCUAUUCUGCUACUCUCUGCCAAUAGUUACUCUUUACGUGAGAUAGGUGUAUAAGGUUUCGAGUUUCUUAGUGCGUGUUACGCGAGUGGGUUAAUUGAACGUGACCGACAUAAGAAGGAAGGUGAUCGAGAGAAAUUUGAAUGAGAGAGGCGAGGGUGGAACGGAUGCUUUGUUCGCUUCGCGAAUGCAUCAUGAUGAUCAUCAUAAUGUAUUUGCGGAAAAUUCGACCACUUUUCUCGUGCUCUCGAUUUUCGGCAUGUUUCAACAAAAUUAAUUAAUUGCAUGUAAUGUAAAUUUAAGAUUUAUUUUUACAAUAACACAAAGAUAGAGAAAGAAAGAGUGAAGAUUUGACAGAUUUUUCCGUUGCAAACGGAGUGAUCACUAAUUUAUAAUCUUUCUUAUCUCGAUUCAUAAGAUUUCAAUCUAUGCUCAUUGAGCAUCGCGAUGACUGUUGUUAUAUUUGAAAAAUUCAAGUACUAACUAUUCCAAUGCUUUAUUUAGAUGUGGAUAUCGAGGACAAAGACUUUUAAGAGGGAAAAGAACAUUAACGUCGUGACUGUCAUGAUUUAAGUAACACCGGAUUGUUUCUUCUUAGAACGCAAUCGUAGCCGUAAGAGACAGGAUGAUGACAUUUAAAGGGUAGUACGCGGCUGCGUCCCUAAGGGACCGAGAUUAAUAAGUAAAAGUAUUAAAAACAGGAACAGCCGUUAAUGGUAACUUAACCCGUCCUUGAAGAGUUGUCCUUCGUGCGAGUUUCUUGAGAUCGUUUUUUGUGCUAACAGGUAUAGGAAGAAGGGUAGUCUGAACUUUUUCGUUGUUUACAAUGCUUUACGGGCGCAAUUGUCAUAUCAAACUCGCACCACACUUCUAUCUAUAUACUGGACACAGUAAACGGACUUAAUAUAUAAUAUGGUAACGAUAACAAUAAUAUUUAAGGGUAAAUAAAUAACAAUGGUAGUAGUAAGCUAAGGCCUUAAUGAUAUAAUAGUGUGGAGAAUACAAUCGAUUUGACAUUGCACAAUCAAAUCGAUAGUGUGGUUUCGCCAGUUUAGAUUUAGAUUUGCAAACUUUAAAA
Molecule: messenger RNA, 2831 nt
Organism: Trachymyrmex septentrionalis
Lineage: Eukaryota; Metazoa; Arthropoda; Insecta; Hymenoptera; Formicidae
Product: proline-rich nuclear receptor coactivator 2-like
Exons: 2
Coding region: 159-665 (168 amino acids)
Cellular component (GO): nucleus
Source: RefSeq, a predicted model, not a curated record